Molecule: messenger RNA, 3168 nt
Organism: Pangasianodon hypophthalmus (striped catfish)
Lineage: Eukaryota; Metazoa; Chordata; Actinopteri; Siluriformes; Pangasiidae
Product: heparan sulfate glucosamine 3-O-sulfotransferase 3B1-like
Exons: 2
Coding region: 326-1549 (407 amino acids)
Molecular function (GO): [heparan sulfate]-glucosamine 3-sulfotransferase activity
Source: RefSeq, a predicted model, not a curated record
GCCUGAAGCGUGAAUAAAACCAGAGAGAGAGAGGAAGAGAGAGAGAGAGAGAGAGAGAGCAGCGCGCGCACGCUGUGUUUAUUCACUUAUUUCUCUCCACUCUGCUCUUUUGGACAUUAUGAUCAGAAGUCGUUUCGUUCUGGAGAGUUUUUUCCCUUCCACUUUAGACUAGUUUGAUAUUUGAUAUUUUGUUAUUUAUUUAUUUACCCUGAGGACUUCAAUGGCUUGUGCAUCCUGACGCGCGCGCGCGCCCUGGAGAGACUUUUCCCCUCCUGUGUGAAAAUGUCCGGUUGGAGCACGGUCCACGUCGCACCCGCCGAGGCUUAUGGAAUAUAGCCUGCUUCGCGCACAUCAUCCGUAUGCUCUGUCAGCGAGUCCGGUGAGGCGGAAGCUCGCGCUGUUCGGCAUCAUGCUCGUGCUGUGGCUCUACGUGCUGUACUCGUGCGUGGGCUCGUGCGCCACCGUGCCGAGUUUACGCGCAGACCGGCGCCGGCCCGAGGACGCGGGCUUAAGGUCGGGAAUCGGGUCCCGGUUAGGUCCACGAGCGCGCGGCUGGGAGGACUACGACCAAACGGGCGUCGGGGUGUUUUCUAGAGACUUGAACAAUGUCAAAAGCGACGACGGAACGGAUGUCAGGACGUUUCCUCGAGAUGUCUUGAACGGCAACGAGGCCGAGACGGAGACGGAGACGGAGCGGCGGGGAGGAGACGCGGGAGGAGAGCGGAGGUCCCCGGUGCACAGCGGCGGCUUGUCCACUUUCUCCAACGGCUCCGGGACCAAGCGGCUGCCGCAGGCCAUCAUCGUGGGCGUGAAGAAAGGCGGCACGCGCGCGCUGCUCGAGUUUCUCCGCGUGCACCCGGACGUGAGGGCGGCGGGAGCCGAGCCGCACUUUUUCGACCGUUUCUAUGACAACGGAUUGGAGUGGUACAGAGACCUGAUGCCCAAGACCCUGGAGGGUCAGAUCACCAUGGAGAAGACACCCAGCUACUUUGUGACUCGUGAAGCUCCAGCUCGGAUCUACUCCAUGUCGCGUUCCACCAAACUCAUAGUGGUGGUGAGGGAUCCGGUCACCCGGGCCAUCUCAGACUAUACACAGACACUGUCAAAAAAGCCAGACAUUCCCUCCUUUGAGAGUCUGACAUUCAAAAACAGGACUACAGGCCUUAUUGACACCUCAUGGAGCGCAAUCCAGAUCGGCAUCUACGCCAAGCACCUGGACAACUGGCUCCAGUUCUUCCCCAUGCGCCAGAUCCUGUUUGUGAGCGGCGAACGGCUGAUCAGUGACCCAGCUGGAGAGCUCGGCCGUGUGCAGGACUUCCUGGGUCUCAAGAGGAUCAUCACAGACAAACACUUCUAUUUCAACCAGACCAAGGGCUUUCCAUGCCUGAAGAAGGCUGAAGGAAGCAGCAAGCCUCACUGCCUGGGCAAAACCAAAGGCCGAACGCACCCCAAUAUUGACCCCGAGGUGGUGCAGAGGUUACGAGACUUCUAUCGGCCCUUUAAUAUGAAGUUCUACCAGAUGACUGGACACAACUUUGGCUGGGAUUGAAAGUGAACUACAAAAACUGAAAACUCUUUGUGUUUGUAAUGGCAAAAGAUGUGACAAUUGCUAUCUAUCUAUAUAUAUAUAUAUGUAAAUGUACAGAAAUCUAUUUUAUAAUAAUUUAUUUUUUAAUUUUUAAGCAAUUAAUUCACUAAGCUGCCUAACCAUAUUUGUACAGCGCAUCUGGCUCACAUUUACACCCCUGCCCCACAACAUUCCUACUUUUUUCCUCCCCACCCUGCCCUCCCCACACCCUCAAAUAACAAAGGUUGGAUCAAUAGACCUAAUUGGUACUCACAGUGUCCUUGAUUCAUGCAUAGACUAUCCCUCUGAUUUUUUUCUAGCAAAGCGUGCUAUGAAUGGGCAUUUUAUCAGUGGAGCAAUUGUGUGGUGGAAUACACUGAGGCAACAUGUCAUUAUGCUAAUUAUACAACAUGAACCUGAUUAGAUCUCUCAGGUCUCAUUGCAUCUUGGGAUAAUGAGGUGAAUCAGAUGGGGUCGGUGCCAGAGAUGCUGCCAUGCAGAUGGUGUGAUAUGAUGUAAAGUGCAGUCAGAAGAUAUUAUGGUUCCUCUAUCAUAAGAUCUCAAAGUGGUUCGGACGAUGCAGUCAAAAGAUAUUAUGGUUCCUCUAUCAUAAGAUCUCAAAGUCGAUCGGACCAAUCAGCAUCUAAAUCUCAAAAAUGAGCAUAUCACAUAUUCUGAUUCAUCCUAUUCAGAGUUCAUCUCAAUCAAUUUCUUGUUGCCAAAUUAUCAUGCAAGUUGAAACUUCAUUAUAAAGCCUCAAUUGUUUUUGUCUCAGUUUGUGUUGCAUAUUUUAGACCUCGUUUUCUCUUUCUACUUGAAUUCUUUUUAUGCAAGAGGGAGAAACAGUCUAGCUAGCCAUCUCUUAUAUAUCUUAUAGUCUCCAGGAUGAGAGAAAGACCUCAGCAUAGCCCUGCUCUAUCUGCUACUCCUUAGUCUAAUGAAAACAGACAUUCAGGAUAAACUCCUAACUUCUGAACCUUGUGUCUAAUUCUUAAAUGCAAAACAUUAUGCAAAAGGCAUGAGCAAAUAUACUGGCAGUAGUGUGGCAGGACUUGGGAAGAUUUUAAUAAUAAUUAAAAUCGAGCAAAAGAGUCUUUCUCUAGAUCAGUAAAUUUAGUUUUUAAAAGAAGAUAUUUUUUGACAGAUUGGAACAGGGUUGAGUUGUGAAUGUACCGAAGCGUUGAAUCACUUAAACAUUGUGAAAAUCCAUAUAUAUAUAUAUAUAUAUAUAUAUAUAUAUAUAUAUAUAUAUAUAUACAGUAUGCAAAGGAUGGGUGUGGAACUCAAAUGUGGUCAGCAACGGCUCAUUAAUUUUGCUUUUGAUGAUUUUGUGCCUCUAACUAGUUCUGUAUGAUGCUGAAGCCCACAUCCUUCCAUUUAGGAGGGAGAUUAUAAUACGAAUCAGCUGUGAGGUCAUAGCCAUGAGGGUUCACCACAUGUGGAUUUCGGAAAUGAGCAGGAAAGAGAAGGCACAAAUUUUAGACAUCUCUCAUUUUCUUCUAUUUUCAAUCCUCAUUUAUUGCAAAACGCAAAAAAGAAACAAAAAAAAAAACCAAACAAACCAAACUUGCGAAAUCUCUCCGUAACCAUAAAGGGAUCAC